This is a messenger RNA of Procambarus clarkii (red swamp crayfish), 1922 nucleotides long. RefSeq names its product eukaryotic translation initiation factor 3 subunit d1 (gene eIF3d1). Gene Ontology annotation, molecular function: translation initiation factor activity. The record is from RefSeq and is a predicted model, not a curated record. Lineage: Eukaryota; Metazoa; Arthropoda; Malacostraca; Decapoda; Cambaridae. Gene Ontology annotation, biological process: translational initiation. Gene Ontology annotation, cellular component: cytoplasm; eukaryotic translation initiation factor 3 complex.
GUCAAUUGAGUGUGCCUCUUCCUCCGGCUAACGUGGUGUUGACGGUCGCCAGCGUCUGGAGCAUAAGACUCCAAAAUGACGGCCAAGUUCGUGGCCAUAGCCAUUCAGGACAACCCAAAUGGGUGGGGGCCGUGCGACGUGCCCGAGCAGUUCAAAGACAUGCCCUACCAGCCCUUCUCCAAGGGCGACAGACUGGGCAAGGUGUCAGAUUGGACUGGUGCUACCUACCAGGAUCGUCGAUAUGCCAUCAAAUAUCAGUCAACUUUUGGAAGCAUGCAACAGUAUGCAUAUUAUCAUGAAGAGGAUGAAUCCACUUUCCAGCAUGUAUACAAGACCAAUGUGCCCAAGCCAUUAUACCAGCGUGGUCGCUACAUGCGCAAUCAACGUAACCUAAAGAAUCAGCGCAACCUGAAGGGCCAGCAAAUGCAGGUCCUUGGCAAGGGCAACAAGAGAGAUUUUGGAUUCCAGAACAAAAACAACUGGCAGAAGCAGCAGUACCAGCGUAAUCGUUGGAACCGUGGUGGACAUCCCCCCAUCAAAAACCGUGAUGCUUCAGUUACUGUGCGACCUGAAUGGAAGGUGAUUGAAGAAAUGGACUUUCCUCGGUUGUCAAAGCUGUCAUUGCCCAGUGUUGAAGAUCCAAAAGACUUGUACCUCUGUGGUUCUCUUGAGUACUAUGAUAAAGCUUAUGAUCGUGUAACGGUUAAAAAUGAAAAGAAGCUGACUCGUAUUAACCGCAUCUUCCACAAGGUCACCACCACUGAUGACCCAGUAAUCCGUCAGUUGACCAAGACUGAAGAUAGUAAUGUCUACGCAACGGAUGCCAUCUUGUCAACCAUCAUGUGUUGCACUCGAUCUAGCAACUCGUGGGAUGUGGUCGUCCAGAAAAUUGCUGGGAAGCUGUUCUUUGACAAGAGAGAUGAUUCAGAAUUUGACUUAUUGACUGUGAGUGAAACUUCAAGUGAACCACCACAGGAAGAAGGAAACUCCCUGAAUUCUCCUAGAAACUUAUCUUUAGAGGCAACCUUCAUCAACCACAAUUUCUCCCAGCAAGUUCUUCGCAAUGAUGGAAAUAGAUACAAGUUCGAACACGAUAACCCAUUCCUUGACGAGGACGAAGAGGACGAGGUGGCCCCUGUUGGUUAUCGGUACCGCAAGUGGUGUUUAGGGAAUGAUAUCAACUUGGUGGCCCGCACAGAACAUGAUUCUGUACAAGCUGCACCUAACAAUGAAAUCCAGUUCAUUAACAUUAAGGCACUGAAUGAAUGGGAUUCCAAGCACUCUGGUGGAGUUGAUUGGCGCCAAAAGCUUGAUACUCAGCGUGGUGCUGUAUUGGCUAAUGAACUUAAGAAUAAUGCUUGUAAGCUUGCCAAGUGGACUGUCCAGGCCAUAUUAGCAGGAUCUGAUCAGGUCAAAUUUGGUUAUGUGUCUCGCGUCAAUGUUCGAGACUCGACCAAGCACAUGAUCUUGGGGACUCAGCAGUUUAGGCCCAUGGAGUUUGCCAACCAAAUCAACCUAAGUAUGGACAAUGCCUGGGGUAUCCUGCGUUGUAUUAUUGACAUCUGUAUGAAGUUGCCUGAUGGGAAGUACCUCAUAAUGAAGGAUCCUAACAAGGCAAUGAUUCGUUUGUAUGACAUCCCUGAUAACACAUUUGAGUCAGAUGAAGAGGAUAAUGAUAAGCAACCUGGAGAAGAGACUGAAGACUGAGAGACUAGACAAGUUUGUCUGGCUCUCAAUAGAUAGCACCAGCAUCCAAACAGAUUUGCAGCGUUCUUCACAUCCAGAUCCAAAACGGCUUCUUUGGAUAUUGUUUCAUUUUCUAUCUCGGUAUAUUGUUUUAUCAUAUAAAUUAAGAUGUCAACAUGGAUUUUGUAUGGUGGUUUUAGAAACGUUGAGUAAAAUACAGUUCAGUAUAUUCAAAA